Messenger RNA from Zophobas morio, 1720 nucleotides. Its product is annotated as atlastin-like. The transcript is spliced from 8 exons. The record is from RefSeq and is a predicted model, not a curated record. Bases 165 to 1595 code for a protein of 476 amino acids. Gene Ontology annotation, molecular function: GTP binding; GTPase activity. Gene Ontology annotation, biological process: endoplasmic reticulum organization; protein homooligomerization. NCBI's taxonomy places the organism in Eukaryota, Metazoa, Arthropoda, Insecta, Coleoptera, Tenebrionidae.
UGGUAACGAAUGAAAUGUCAUGCGUGAGCUACCACAGAGGGGCGGUGCGUUGUAGGGGGAUCCCCUGUGUACAAAGAAAAGCGUUUGAUACAGAUUUAAUUUCAUUGUGUUCCACUUUCCUUUAGUAGUUGCUUUUCUGGCUUGAGUGUGUUAACAACCUCAAAAUGGAACCACAAGCACUGCAAAUAAUAGAAACCCAGCCGGACGAUACCAUCCUUUUAAAUGAAGAGGCUUUACGCAACAUUCUGACACAAGAUGAAAUUAGAGACAGAUAUGUUGCAGUUAUAUCCAUCACCGGAGCAUUCAGAGGAGGGAAAUCAUUUCUUCUCAAUUUCUUGUUACGUUACUUGAAGAUUAAGUAUCUUGAAAAGCGAAAUGUAACUGAUUGGUUGACCCCAGAAGAUGGACCUUUGAAGGGGUUUUCAUGGGCAGCUGGGUCAAAGCGACACACGUCUGGAAUUAUGAUGUGGCCACAAGUUUUCCUAACAACUUUACCCACAGAAGAAAAGGUUGCUAUUUUUCUUCUAGAUACACAAGGGUCUUUUGAUAAUCAGACCACCAUGGAUGACUGUGCUAAAAUUUUUGCCCUCAGUACUCUUAUUAGUUCAGUUCAGAUUUACAACGUAAUGCGUACUAUAAGACAGUAUGAUUUGACACACAUCCAGUGUUUUGGUGGUUUUGGAAAUCUUUUAACUAACGGUGAAAGCGCUCCUUUCCAGAAUUUUACUUUUUUGGUGAGGGACUGGGCGUGCCCGUAUGAACAUCCGUAUGGCGAUAUUGGGGGAGCUGCAAUGCUUGAACAAAUUUUCAGCAGCAAAAAUCCAGAAAUUCAAGAACAAGUUAUCAACAUUAAAAGCUUAUUUAAUGAAACGAAUUGUUUUUUAAUGCCAUAUCCAGGUCGCACUGUUGAUGCUUCUAAUACUUUUAACGGCAGCUUGGAUGACAUCGACGAGUCUUUCUUAGAUAACGUGAGUGACUUUGUGACACUCUUGUUGUCACCGGAAAAUCUCGUCUUGAAAACUGUCAAUGGGGUGAAAUUAAAAGCUGAAGACUUUAUGUGUUACAUAACAGAGUACUGUAAUAUUUUGAAAGACGGUGACUUGCCGAAAAUGGAGACGAUUUUCAAGGCGACUAUUGAAGCCCAUCAUAAGGCCGCAUUGAUGCAGGCGUUAAAAAUAUAUAAGAAAAACAUGGACGUUGACGUUAAAUACAGUCCUAGGUCUUCAAACGAAACCGAACUGUUUAAAAAACACACCACAAAUAAAAUCAAGACCAUUGAUUAUUAUACGAAAAUUAAAAAAAUGGGCGAUCCCCACAUUUUCGAUAAAUAUUUAAUUAGACUGAAAAAUGAGGUGGAAACUGAACACAAACGUUAUAGAGUAUUAAAUGACGAAAGAAAGCGGAAACUGGAACAAACGAAGAAGAGAAUGGAAGAGGCUCAACGGAUGGCGGGUGCUAGAGCUAGUAGUAGCGGCUUGAGUCAGCUUAAUACAGCAGAAAAAGUCGGAAUAGCGGCUAGUGUUAUUGGCGGAGUUGCAGUUUUAGCGUUUGGUGCCUCAAAAUUGUUUUCUAGCUCUAGAGGUAACAAUGAUUAGGGAACUUUAAGAUAAUGAUUUAUUCACUUUUAUUUGAUGGAGACAGCGUACUAAUAAAAUUUAAUUCGCUUAUUAUGUAACGUUGUGGUAAACUACUGCAUUAAUAUUAAAUUAUUACACUAAAA